CUAAUGUGUAUUGUAAGGGUAAGGACACUAUAUUUCCGCCAUUUCGUUUUGGUGUUGAGGACAUCAGCAACAAGAUGUGGUUUCACAACCUUGCCUACCCUAAUUGUUUCCUUACCAAUUCUCACAUUGACAUCAUUUUCUAUUAUCUUCGUAAGAAAAUAAUGUACUCAGCCGAGCCGAAAAUCAAAGUCACCACAACUGAUUGCCUCUUUUGUUCUAGCAUAAAAACUUUGUAUGAGAGGUUUGUUGAGAAAAACAACGAUAUAUCGGUGUUGUCUCUUUCUCACAAUGUGGCCCAGUACAUUCAAGGUGGUAAGAUAUUAUGUGCCACUCCUUGGCAUUUGGUUGAUCAUGUUAUUAUGCCUAUCAAUGUAAAAUUACAGGAUCAUUGGAUUUGUGGUCGUCUUAACAUAGUUGACAGGCGCAUAUAUCUGUACAAUUCACUGCGUUCUGGGAGGUAUAUGACUGAUGCCAAAGAGGCUUGCAAGCCUUUCUCUGUUAUUUUACCAUAUUACUUCUCUAUGUUAGACUUCAAAGGCCUUCGCAACGAAACUAAGUUUAGCACUAUGGAACCGUUUCCUAUUGUUGCUGUUGAUGGUUUACCCGAGCAGGUCACAGCUGAUUGUGGUGUUUUUGUUGCAUCAUUUGCUGAGUAUUUCAUUGAUGGCAAACCCAUCCCAUCCUCUGAUUUUGAUGUGGAAAUUCACCGCGAUCGUUUGGCUGCGUUAUUUUAUCAAUAUGGGAUGAAGAAGCAAACUGAGAACAUUGAAAGUGAAUCCGAGGCCCCUCCCAGCCUUCCCAAGAAGUGAUUUGCUUUUUCAAUCAGACUGUCAUUGUUCUUAUAGUUUUUUAAUGUUGUUGUAAUGUUUUUCAUGUUGUUUUUCGUAAACAAACAUUGGUGUUCUGUUGUUUUUCCUUACGCUUUGUGUGGACAAUAUGUAAUCUUUUAUUUUCGUAUGUUUUUUCUUAUUAUUUUUAUGUACAAAAAAGUUGGUAUGUUAAAGUUGUUUGUUUUUUCAUUUCAGAUCCAUUCUUUUUUUGUUUUUUUUUUUCUUAUAGUUUCUCUGUUUUUUGAAUCCAAAUAUUCAUUUCAGUAUUAAAAACACAAACUGUUUCAAUAACAAACUUCAUAUAUAUAUUCAAUUUAGUAUCCAACAUCUUUUAAUAUCCAAUCUAGAGUAUCAACAAUUCCCAAUGUAAUCAAUGUUUUUCA
Messenger RNA from Cannabis sativa, 1213 nucleotides. RefSeq lists its product as uncharacterized. Lineage: Eukaryota; Viridiplantae; Streptophyta; Magnoliopsida; Rosales; Cannabaceae. The coding region runs from base 75 to 809 and encodes 244 amino acids. The record is from RefSeq and is a predicted model, not a curated record. Gene Ontology annotation, biological process: proteolysis. Gene Ontology annotation, molecular function: cysteine-type peptidase activity. The transcript is spliced from 3 exons.